AUGCUGGAAAGCACAUCUAGUUUACCUGAUGAUGAACUCAGGAAGAAACACGUUGAUUCGGGAUGUCGCCUCCACGUAUCAGCUACGAAAACAAGGAAGAUACCCUGCUCCUUCACUAGCUGCACAUCCAAACAAGAAUCAGCAUUCUCUAUAGCUUGUCCCAAGUGCCAUGAUACUUUCUGUUUGCAGCAUCGGCAUCCAAGUACGCACGCAUGUCGAGGUCUUGUCGAGGAAGCAGCAUCCAUAAAAGCCAAGAGUCAAACUGCUCGAGACUUCGUUGCCGCAAAGAUUGGGACAUCGCUACCCACAGGAUCUGUCACUACCAACAAACCAAAGACGAAAUACAAUCCAACGAUUGAGCUUAUGAAGAUGCGGAUGACCUCCAAAGGCGAUGAAGGACUACCUGUUGCUGCACGAGUAUAUUUCCGUGUGACACUUCCCAAAGAAUGUAAUUUGCCUCAGCAGGCAUAUUUCUUUGAUAAUACGUGGACUAUUGGCAGACUCGUUGACAAACUCGCUGACAUGGCUAAAUGCAAGAAUGUGAAUAAUUUAAUGGAUCAAGUGCCCAUGCACUUGCAUAUUUAUGACCAGGAAACCGGGAAAAUGAUUGAAAAUUCAACUGUAUUAUCGAAACUGACGAAUGGCAGUCGUAUUGUACUAGAACGAGAGUCUUCAGCUUCCGAAAUCAUAAUGUAA
Molecule: messenger RNA, 696 nt
Organism: Synchytrium microbalum
Lineage: Eukaryota; Fungi; Chytridiomycota; Chytridiomycetes; Synchytriales; Synchytriaceae
Exons: 4
Coding region: 1-696 (231 amino acids)
Cellular component (GO): cytoplasm
Molecular function (GO): zinc ion binding
Source: RefSeq, a predicted model, not a curated record